UUACAAGAGUAAGGCCGGGACAAAAGGGGCGUGAUCUAGAACAAGGCGGAACCCGCAGGCUCGGGGCCGGGCGUGGUCACCAGGGAACUGCCUCGUGCCAGCGAACUUGUUGGCGCUGCACCCCCAGACUUGGGGGCCUUUGCCUUGGGCCACGGGGGGCUGGCCCUGGGAGAGGUUCCUGAACGGAAGCCACUAGCUACUUGCAUUCUCUUCAUCUCGAGAACCUGAGAAGUGUGCUGAGCAUCGCGGGCAGACAGGUGCAGAUGCACGCUCAAGCUGUGAGCCCCGACCCGGACAUCCAUGCCGCAUGAGGGACAACAGGGAAAAAUGCGUGUUGGCCUUGGAGACAGUGGUGAGCUGGUCUGGGUCUCCACGGGGGGCCGAGGCCAAGGAGGGUUCGCUGGCGCCGCGGGACAGCUAUGUGAGACCCAGGAGCUGGAAUCCCGUGAGGGUGAGGCUCAGUGAAGCGUCUAUGAUUGUAACAUCUGGAAAUGAUGGUCGUUAAAGUGACCCCAGAGGUGCUGACGUGAACUCUGGAGUCCAGGAGCAGCCGUUCUUCAGCAGGGGAUCAUAGUCCUUAGCCAUGGCCUAGGGACAGGGGAAUGAGAAUGCACAGUGGAUUCACGGUGGGUAGUGGGCUCAAGGGAGCAAGGCAGAAAGUGCAGAUGUACAAGAGAUGUUUGAAAGCAUUAGGGUGCCAACGCAGGCAACCAGCUGUGGCUCUGUGGCUUUGUUGCGGGGCCAAGAGGCUGCUCUUUUCUGUGAGCUCUGAUGGUAAUGCUGAUGGGUGGCCCGCUAGAGGGAGACUACCAAGGACAGAAGGCUGCUUGGCAAGAGGGCCCUGGGCCAAGAGAGCAGCUGCCUCUACGGCAGCCCAGCAGCUCUUUUAUGAGGCUUGCUUGGAACCAACGAGGUUAGAACUUGUCCUUCUGCUGGGAUGUGGUUAGAGAAUUCCACUCCAUAUAGCAACUCCUGGCUUUUCCUGGAGGCCAUCAACUCUACCAGCUAGCUCUAAGGAUAGGUCUCUGGGAUGCACCUUCUCUCCAGCCCUACUUCCACCGUGGCCAAGAACUGAUGCAACAGAGCUCACCCACACAGCCCCCAAAACCAUUUUCACUAUAGAAUAGUGACUCCUAUAAAACCUUGCCCCUCAGGCUAGCUGUACUCCUAUAAAACCCUGCCCCUCAGGCUGCACUCCUUGCCCCAAACUCUCACCUGGGUGCUCAUUGACUUAGCAGGGAUUGCCCCUCUGGGCAUUGGCCCAGCUGCUCCCUGCCCCCACAGUGUGCCUCAGUGCUCUCCUGGCCUUACAUGCUUGUGAAAACCUAGUUCUGGACUGUUGCCAUACUGGCGAGACUGUCAGGAGACGGAACUCAGUUGCUUUUGGGAGUGGAGGGAGCUGGGCAGUAUCCAGCAAGUGACACAGGCACUGAGCCUUUGGCCCAGCAGCAGUUUUCAACUAGGAUGUGUCCCAAACGUGCACUGGCAAAAAUACAAAACACAUAGCACCUGCCUGACAAGUGCAAGAUUGUAAGUUCAAUCCCCUGCACCAAAAACCAAAUAAAACAAAACAAUGCAGGCACAAGACCAUUAACUGCAGCAUAAUUUAUAAUAAAAAAACUGUUCAUGUAACCCCCUAGGUGUGAUCAGUUAUAUAAGUGAUAAAACCCCCACAUCUUGGGCACCUACACUUGGAAGAGAUGCCACCACACUUUUUAAAGUGAUUUUCAGCAGGACAUAGCCCAGAAGUGGGGUGGGUGAGGGUUUGCCAGGUGCUGUGUCUGCCAAGGACAAUAUUGAAUAUGCUGUCCAUUUGCCUAUAUUGAAAAUCCUGUGGAUUUGGGGAAGAUGGUGGCAGAAGCAGGAAUUUUCAAUCAAGUCCUCCUGUGAAACACAAGAGUGGCAAACAGGAAAACAAAACUCAGGUGACAGCACUAAUUACAGAGCCGGGUGGAGGCCAAGCUCCAGGCUUACCACGUAAUUAACACAUCUACACAAGGUCCUUGUCACCCUGUUACAGUUUUGAUCUAAAAUGUCCCUUAGAAGUCUCAAGUGUUCAAAAAUGAAACUUUUGAAGAUUGGAUCAUGGGGGCACUGUACUGGUCUGGUCAGAGGAGGUGAGUUGCUAUGGGUGGGGUAUGACCUUGUCCCCAGCUCCUCUCCCUGUCUGCUUCCUGGCUAUGAUGUAUUGAGUAUCUUCUCCUUGCUGUGCAGUUUCUGCCUUGGAAUCAACAACCAUGGACUGUGGCCUCUGAAACCUUCCCUUUAAAUUGUGGGUGUCAGGUAUUUUGUCCCAAUGACAAGAAAACUGAGUUAUACCCUCUCAAGCAACUGAGACACUGGACAAAGCAGAUCAAAUCAUGAUUUGUAGUACUUGGGACACUAAGGCAGAAGAAUCACCAUGAGUUUGAGGAUAGCUUGGCCUACAUAGCAAGACCUUGUCUACAACAAACAAAGAAAUCAUGAUUUUUCAGAUGGGACAUCAGGCAAUGAAGGCCUUGACCCCUGAGAGAGGGAUGAGAUAGGGCCCUAAGGGACACACAGCUGGAGCCAAGGUAGGGUGUCUGUUAUGAUUUGUGUUUAAGUGCCCCCCCCAAAGGGGCAGUUGUGGAGGUAGCUGAAUCUAGUAUUUGUGAUUGGUUUGUUGUCUAGUGCUGGGAUUGGCAGUACAAGUGCUGCACUCACCCAGGGGUAGGUAGCCAGGUACAAUAUAAGGGAGGGACUGAGGUGUGCCUUUCCCUUUUCCUCUUUUUGUUCUGGUUUGUUGCUGGCAUGAACAGCUGCCCCUUAGCCUCACCACCUUGCCUGGGAGCCAGCUGAGUAUGGAGUGAAACCUCCAAAAACUGUAAGUUUAAUAAACCUUACCUUCCUUCAUUUUGGAGAUCAGGUAUUUUGUCUCCGCAAUGAGAGAACAGUAACUAAGACAGAAUUUGGUACCAAGAGUGGGGUUGUUGCUGUGACUGUACCUGACAUGUGAUUCAGAGCCUUUGGGAAUGGCUUGUGGGAAGAAUUUUUGAAAGGUUUAGAGAUGUUCCCUGAAGGAGUAACACUGGAACACCUUAGGCUGUUCUGUAUGGGAGAUUCUGGUCAGAGCUCAGAAGACCAGAAGGCUGAUAGAAAGCCUGCCAAUAGGGGCUGGGGAUUUAGCUCAGCGGCAUAAGCGCUUGCCUUGCAAGCAGGUGGUCAUGAGUUUGAUCCCUGGUACCGAUAAAAAUGAAAAAGAAAAAAAAAGAAAAGAAAGAAAGCCUGCCAAUAAAGACCAGGCUCUGGAGAUUUCUGCUGGAAAGUACUGCAUUGGUAGUUGGACUCCACAACUGUGUAUUAUGGCUUGGCAGAAAGUUUGUCUGCAUUUUGCUCAUGUCCAGAGACUUGGCCUGAGACUGAGAUUAAGGGUGGUGGACCAACUAAUCUGACAAGAAAUUUCAAGGCAGUCUAAUGUUGAGGUAGUGGCAUGGCUAUUGUUGGGGGCUUUUAGCCAGAUUUAUGUUGUGAAUCAGGAGCAAAGAGUCCAGCAGGAUGAUUUGAAAUGUGAGUUUGGUCGAGGAAAAAACUCCCAUAAAGGAAUGGGGAUUUAGCUCAGCAGCAUAAGCCUCUGCUUGCCAAGCACUAGGUCAUGAGUUUGAUCCUCAGUACCAAAAAAACAAGGCAAAACAAAACAAACCUCCAGUAAAGCUGGACUGCAAGCAGCAGUAGGUCCCCAUGCUUUGUAGCCUCAAAACUGCAAAAGUGAAAGAUUUUGCUUUGAAGAGAAAGCUGCAGAGUGCCAUGUUCUAGAAUGGUGGUGGCAGCAGCCACAUGAGGUUCCAAAAUGUCAGUGGCUGCACCAAGUUCCAGAAUGGAGGCAGCAUAGAGAAUUUGUUCCUCAGAAUCAGGUUCAGAGUGCCCAGUGAUCCUGGCACUCUACUCCCUACAGCCAAGAGAGGAAAACCUGGCUACUGCUCCAGCUGGUAGCAGAUCUUGGCAGCAUUCACAUGGUGCUGGUUUUAAGCACAUGCAAAAUGUAUUAGUUCUGAGGCUUAAAAGGCUUUCACCCUGAUUUCAGAGGGCCUGGGAGGCCAGGCAGGCAGUGUGCCCCUGUCAAGGUAGUGUGUGGAACUGUGAAUGUAAAGCCAAAGGUACAAUGGAAAACCCAAAAGUAUGGAAAAGCUAAGAACAUGGAUCAUCUGAGGAAACCUGCAAGGAGGGAGUAAAGCCAGCCCAAGAGAAAAGCCAUGGGAGCUACAACCGCCAGAAGUGGAGUCACUCAACCUUUUGGAGCUCACAACCAGAUUGCUUCAGAUGCUGAGUAUGAAACUCCAGGAUUUAAUGUUUGCCUUGAUGGAUUUUGUUUUGGUUCUAAUCCUUUAUAUCCCCCAGUUCGUAGCUUUUUAAAUGUUAAUGUUUGUCUUGUACCAUUGUAUGUUGGAAGUAUUUAACUUUGUUUUUUUUUUUUGUACAGGAGGUUACAACUAAGAGUUUGCUUAGAUCUUGGAGGAAACUUGGGACUUGAACUUUUCAGCAAUGCUGAAACUGUUAGGACAUUGGCAACUCUUAAGAGAUAGAUUAAAUGUCUUCUAUGUAAGGGAUGUACAUGAGUCUUUGGGGGCCAGGGGUGGCAUGUUAUGGUUUGUGUUUAAAUGUCCUCUCAGGGCUGGAGAUCUAGCUCAGUGGCGCAGUGCCUCCCUGGCAAGCAUGAGGCCUUGAGUUUGAUUCCCGGUACAAAAAUCAAAGCAAAACAAAAAACAAUGGUAAAACAUACACUUAAAUGUCUCCCCAAAGGCUCAUGUCAUAGAGGUGGCUGAAUCUAGAGUUUGUGUUUGGUUCAUUGUCUAGUGCUGGGAUUGGCAGUGUGAGUGCUAUUCCCACCUAGGGGUGGGUAGCCAUACACAGUAUAAACAGGGACUGAGGGAUGCCUUUCCCUUUUGACCUUUUUUGCUUUUGUCAUUUAUUGCUGUCAUUAACAGCUGCCUCUUAACCUCACCACCCUGCCUGGGAGCCAGCUGAGAAACCUCCAAAAACUAUAAGCUAAGUAAACCUUUCCUUCCUUUUUUUUGGGGCAUCAGAUAUUUUGUCCCAGUAAAGAGAUAAAAGUAACUGAAACAAUGUCCUUGUGUGCCCACUGACCCAGGAAGCCCUCAUGGCCCACUGGCAGUCAGCAUGCUUCUAGCAGUGGAUAGUAAACUAGACUGCUCUGUUCAGUCAGAUACAGUCAGGAGGGCUGGAAGGGAUCAGAGUAUUUCCAGAUAACUUAGCUCUGUCUUGAAGGAGGGUCUGCUGAGAUUCAGACAGUGAGUAUGUGCAGGGAAGUAGGCAGUAGUAUCCCUGGUCAGGAAGAGGAGCAUGGCCUGUGGGGAGAGGCUGGUUACCCACAUGUCUGAGAAACAGGACCAGGGUAACACAAUGUUAGGGGUUGCAGACCAUGUGCUGGGCCCUCUAGAGCUGGGAGGAUCAGAUGAAAAGAUAGAUACCUCCUCAAAGGCUUGCCAGAAAGACAGGCACGCCUGUCACAAGGAUGGGAAUAGCAUAGAACAAAACACAUCCACAGGGGCAAAUACAAAUGUGCAGUGCAGUUUAAAAAAAAAAAAAAAAACCCAGUGUUUGCUUCAGCAGCACAUAUAGUAAAAUUGGAAUGAUGCAGAGAAGAUUAGCAUGGCCCUUGCCCAAGGAUGACACGCAAAUUCAUGAAGCGUUCCAUGUUUUUUUGGGGGGCUGGGUAUUUAGCUCAGUGGUAUAAGCAGCUGCUUGGCAAGCAUGAGGUCGUGAGUUCGAUUCCCAGUACCCCCCCCCAAAAAAAACCAGUCAGCGGGUGUUGUAGAACUUGGAAGAACCAGCUCCUCAAGGAAAACUGUUGGAGAGUGGAGGCUGUCAAUUGUUUAUAUUCUCAUACAGACUCUGCCUCCAUGCUGAGCAGGUGAAGGUUUCUCUCCAUAAAUGAUCCAGCAUUAAGUGAACAAGAAAUAAUGGAGUUAAAGUAGCCACAUGAAGUAAUGGCUGUGGGUGGUGCCCACCAGGGACAUGUGGUUGUCUCUGUGGCUCUUAUGGAAGCAAACACCAUCAGCACCCUCAGGAAGUCUUGCCAGAAACUCAACCUGGAACCAAAUGCACAGAGGCUCAGACGUCUUUCUGCCCUGGUGUCCCUGGGAGCCAAGAUCUGCCCCAACUGCCUCCUGCCACAUAUCUGGCAAGGCAGAGGGGAGCUAUAGGCAAAACUUCCUGCAGGAGUAGCCAAGCUGCUUCUCCCUCUUGCCCUCUUUCCCCUUUCUCACCUCAAAUCCUCUCCCAAAGAAAGUCCUGAUUUGAGUCCUAGCUGCAUGCUCUGCACCCCGCAUCCUGCAGACCAUGGUUAGGUUUCAUAUCCAUCUGUGGGAAAUGCAAAACAUGGGAACAGGCAUCCUGGGUUGUAAGCAAAAACCUAGGGCAAGGGACUGGGGAUUUAGCUCAGUGGCAUAAGCGCCUGCCUUGCAAGCCUGUAGCGGUGAAUUUGAUCCCUGGUACAAAAAGAAAAAAAAAAAAGACAAUAAAGGUAUGCAAAGGAGAUAAUAGGUUGAAAAGGAAGUAGAAGGAGGGCUGGUGCCUUCCCUAGGGUCUAACUAACCCAGACAAGUGCAUCCUACAACAAUCAGGGAUUUUAGGCAGCACAGUGAUGCAUACCUGUAAUCCCAGCACCUGGGAGGCUAUGGUAGAAGGACCAGUCCAAGUUUUAGGUCGGCCUGAGCAACAUAAUGAGACCCUGUCUUAACCCCUCCUCCAAAGACCUGGGGAUUUUAUUUAGUAACAGUGUAUCAAUAUCAGUUCAAUUGAAGCAAAUGCUCUACACUGGUACCAAAUGUAAAUGAUAGCAGAAAUGUGAGUAGAGGCUGGAGAUUGGCAGUAUGUGAGAAUUCUACUCUGAUUAAUUUUUCUGUGAACCUAAAAUUGCUCAAAAUAAAGUCUAUUAAUUUUAAAAGGCAAAUUUAUGUAUAAAAGUUAAAAUAUAUUCCAAAACCAAACUAGUGUGGACCUAAAUAAAUAGAAAGACUUCUUAUGUGCAUAGACGGGGGAGACAUUGUGUUUAAGGUCCAGUAUGCCCCAAAAUAAUCAUUGAGCACAGUCCAUACCAAAGGUCAACUAGCUUCUUUGUAGAAACUGACAAUAAAUUGAAAUUUGAUGCUAAAGUUCAUAUGGCAGUUCAAGGAACCCAGAUAGUCAAAUGGUCUUAAAACGAAGAACAAAAUUGGCAGAGCCUUACUUCCUGAUUUCAAAACUUAGUGCACAGCUACAGGGUUAGUUAGAGUGGUGUGGCAUUGUCAUAAAGAUGGAUACAUGGAUUGACAGAGCAGAAUAAACCCCGCAUCCACAGCCAGUGGAUUUUUCAAGGAUGCUAACACAAUUCAAUGGAGAAAAAUAUUGCUUUUCAACAAAUGUUACUGGGAAAACCUAAUAUUCCUGUACAAAAGAAUGAAACUCCUAAUAUCUACUACCUACAAAAGUUAAAUAAAAUGGAUCAAAGACCUAAAUGUAGAAGAUAAAAUUAUGGAAACAUUUCUGUAUUAGAAGAAUAAACAUAGUCAUAAAUCUUUUUUUUUUAAACCAGGAAUCAAACUUAGGAUCUUGUGUCCCUGAGCUGUGUCCCCAGCCCCUCAUAAUAUCUUGACCCUGGAAUAUGCAACAGUUUCUUUGACUUAACGCCAAAGGCUUAAGUAACCAGUGAAAACAAAUAAAUUAGGUUUGUCAAAAUUAUAAAUUUUCCUGUUUCAAAAGACACUAUGAGCAAAGGGGAAAUACAGAUUAUGGGGGAUUUUGGGGUAUAAGGCGUUUACUUAGUAGCAAGCUACUGGGGAUGGAACCUAAGGCCUCGCAUGUGGUAGGCACCACCAUUCUACUGCUAAUCUAUAUCUCUAGGCCUUCAUAUUUAUUUUUUAAAUUACUGAGACAGGAUCUCAAUACAUUGCCCAGGUGGGUCUCGCACUUGUGAUUUUUUGCCCCUUUAUUUUCCAUUGGUACUGGGGAUUGAGCCCAGGGCCUUUACAUCAAGCUACAUCCCAGCCCUUUCUUUAAAAAAUUUGAGACAGGAUCUUGCAAAGUCACUAAGUAGACCACUUAGUUCCCCAGAGUGCUAGGAUCAUGACUCAACAAUGAAAAGAUGGGCCAGGACUGAGGCAGGAGGAUCACUGCAAGUUUGAGCCUAGCCUGGACUACAAAGUGAGUUCAAGGCCAGCUUGGGCUAUGUAGUGAGACCCUGUCUCGAAACAAAGCAAAACAAAAUUUUUUUAAACAAUGAAAAAAUGAAUUUGCAAUUAACAUGAACAAAGAUCUGAAUAGAUAAUUUUUCAAAGAAGAUACAUAAAUGGCCAGUGAGCACAUAAAAAGAUGGUAACGUCAUUAGUCACUAGGGAGGUCUACAUCAGAACCGCAAGACACCACUUUGUACCCACUAGGAUGGCUUUAAUUAAAAAGAGGCAAAAAUGAGUUUUGGUAAGAAUGCAGAGAAACUGGGACUUACAAGUUGUUGUUGGGAUAUAGAACUGGUUUGAACAGUUCUCAUUUCCUCUAAAGGUGAAAUGUGAAGUUAACAUAUAAGUCUACAAUCCCACUCCUUGGCACAGAGCCAGGAAAUAAAGACAGUCAUCUAUAUGGAAUCAGAUAUGUAGCAGUCAGAGUAGCAGUACUCAGCAGUCCCAAUGUAGAAACACCCAAAUGUCUAUCAACUGAUAAAUAAAAUGUGGUAUAUCCAUGAAGUGAAACAUUUGGCAAUAAACAGAUACUAAUAUACAUGUGUUGGGACCACCUGUAUCUGUGAGAUGGGUGAGGGACAGCACGAGGCUGGCUGCUGCUUGGUCCAGAGGUCUUGUGUCUUAUGUUUGUGUACAUGCACAAAGCAGUUAUAGGUUCAUACAGUCAUGAGAGAGCACAUUCCCAGGACCUUCCAAGCUCUGAUCCCACUUUACACCACACACAUGCACACACACACAAACAGUACAAACCUGUUACAACUGCACAGUCACCAAAAAUGAGAUUCCUGUUUUGUCCCAGACAGACAAAAAAUAGAAAACCAUUGCACACCACAUAUAUACACAAGACAGACACUGAUCUCCCACCCUACACCACAUACACAAAAAAUUAAGCAUCAUUUUAAGCUGCACACAAAACUCAUAGCCUAACAAUGCAAGAACAUACACCAGAUACCAGUCUCAUUCCAGACACAUACCUGACACAAAAGAGUGUCAAACUCUACACAAAAAAUUAGACACACACACACCAUCCUACCUCACGACAGAUACACAAAAAAAGUUGCCCAUCUCACACCACAGACACACGAAUGAGGAAACUGGCCCCUUCAACCCCUUUCUGAGAUGCCCAGCUUUGAGGGCAGGGACAGAGGGACCUAUGGAGUCCUUGGUGGGGGCAGCAAACUGAUUACAGAUAUUUGUUGCCUCAGCUUUGGGGUUCACAUGAGCCCCUUUGCUGGACAGAAGGGGAUGAUGAGGGCACCAGAGCCUACUCCACUUGGGCUACUGGACCAUGGGUGGCAGUGACCCCCUCCCUUGACACAUAAGGAUAUAGCCACAGGUUUGUGAGUACUCUGCCUUCACUCAGUCCCUUCCAUAUUCUUGCGAAUAGAGCCACUUCCUGUUUUUGGAGUCUGGAUCAUCCUGUGCUGACUUAGCUUGUUCUGCGAGGUGUUGUAUGGGGGGUUUUACCAGCUAAUCCAGAGGAAGAGAGGUGUGUUAUCCCAUGACAUGAGGGGAGAGGUAUGUCUUGCUGCAAGAGCCAGACAUCCCGGGAGGAUCAGCAGGCAUAUGUGGAGUGUGGGCAUAUGAGAGGAGCUUGCCUGGCGGGCCUGGCAUAGAGUGGGCCAAGGCAAAAAGACUUCCACCUACUCCUUUACCUAGGACCCGGUUCUUACCUAGGACCUGGUGCCAGCCAGUUCUUGAUCCAGACAUUCUGGGUGGAGGGGUGCCUGCCCUCACAGCCUUGGCAGAUAAAAGCCAAGCAAAUAAACAGGAUGGGCCCCUGACUGUCACCUCAUAGGAGGUUAUCAUUCCUGUCGUUCCACAGGACGGUAGCCUUGUCCUCCACCCCUGACUUUCUGGCAUUGAACAGAACACAGGGGGACUCAUGUUAAUUUGUGUUGACAGAGACCACAUUUGAUUUUUAGAAAAGGAGAUGAAGACACCGAAACACAGGUGUAGCCAGAAAACUGGCCAGAUGUAAGUGACCAAGCCUCUGAAGGUCAUUUUCCAAAAGAUGCCAGGUGGCUUGUGUUGUCCUCAGAGGACACCUGGAGACUGGGCCUUCCAAAGGUGUGCCAGGUGCUAGAGUUGUAGGUGGUGUGUGCACCUGCCUGUGUUUCUAGAUCUGAAUUCAAGACUAGCAGCUCAGACUUAUAUUGGAGAUACUUCUUGAAAUUUAAAUAAAACUGCCACAUUGAAUGAGUGAUGUUCCCAUUCUGUGGGAUUUCUUAAUCUUAUAUCUCUUACACUGAGAUAAUCAUGAAUUCACACAAAGAUAUAAGAAACAGCACAGUGAGGUCCUGCUCCUUCUGUCAGCCUGCAAGGUGACAUCUUGCCAACUCCACAGCAUGAGAUGACAUUGAUGCAACCUGCCCACUCACCCUGUUUACCUCAGGCUUGGUGUGUGUGCGGGCACUUGGCCUUAUACUUCAGCUAUGUGUCCAUGUCCAUGGUAAAGGGGCAGGACAUCACUACAGGUGUUCCUGGCCUGCCCAGACCCUGAACCCUAGCAACCACUACUCUCUUCUCCAGACCUGUGUGUGUGUGUGGUACUAGGAAUCGAACUCAGGAUCUUGCACUUGCCAGGCAGGAGCUUAUGCCACUGAGCUAUAUCCCCAGACUCUUCUUCAGUUCUCAAGGUUUACUUUCCCAAAAUGGUGACACAAAUGGUGUGCUAUUCCAUUUCCAGUUACUAUGAUGAAGUCCCUGUGGCGAGAUAACUUUGCAAAAACAGAGACCAAUACAGCUCAUGGUUUUGGAUAUUCAGGGGCCUGGUGCUCAUAUCAGCUUAGCCCUGUGAUGAUGUCAUGGUGGGUGAUACUCUGAUAGCCAGGCAUGCAGAGAAUAGAAAUCAUCUAAAGGCAGGAAGCUGGGGCAAGGGCAGGGACCAGGCUUUCUCUCUCUUUUUUGUUUAGUAAACAGUCUCUUCUGAGAACUAACUUGGGGUCCCACGAGAGCUAAAGAACUACAAUGAUUGCUUCCUAGGGCAGCACCCCAAAUGAUCUAAAGACUCCUCCAGGCUCCACCCUUGAAUGUUCCAUCCACCUCAACACCAGCCCCUGGGGACCCAGUUUCCAGCACAUGAGCCCCCAGGAAGACAAGAACAUGUUUUAAACCACAUUCAGCCAUACCAAGUAGAGCCACACAGUAUCCCUGGACCGAGCUGUUUCUUUCAAUCCUGUGCAAUUGCCUGGGUUGCAUGUAGGUGUUUGGAAGUAUUAAUAGCCAUUUAUACUGAGUAAUAUUUCCUGUUAUUGAGGUCCUGCUUGCUUAACCAUUCACCUACUAAAGGACACUGGGAGAUUUCCAGCCUUUGAUUAUCACAGAUAAAGUUACCACAGGUUUGGCUACAGGUUUCUGUGUCAAUAUGAAUUUUUAUUUCUCAGAGAUAAAAGCCCAAGCCUGCAACUGAUGUAUCAGAUGAGUUUCAUGCUUGAUUUGAGAAGAAAGCAUGAAUAAAUUGAAUAUGUGGUUUAUAAAUAUCUUUUCCCAGCCUAGUAUGCAUGGACCUUUUGAUAAGAAUUUCAUUUAACCUACAUGUCAGUCAUUAAAGGCAUGCAUUCCUUUAAUUUUAGGUAUUCAGGAGGCUGAGGCAGGAGGAGCACAAGUUUGAGGUUAGGUUGGAGAAUUAAAAAAAAGUUUCAAUAAAAGUAGGGGCUGGGAAUGUAGAUUACUUGUACAGCACUUGCGUAGAAAGUAUAAGGCCCUGGGUCUAAUCUGUACUACUACAAAAAGAAACAAAAAAACCCUGCAAGUUGAGUUAGGGAAAACUGACAACUUUACUGUGUUGACUUUGGUCAUCCAUGAACAUGGGAUGUCUGUCCAUUUCUUUAGCUCAUCCAUGGUUUUGUUCAUUGUUAGUAUUAGGUAAGUACUGCAGACAAAUACUGAGUUUAUUUCCAAGUUUUUAAUUUCUUUGAAGUAACUAAAUGUAUUUUGUCUUUAGUUGUGGCUUCCAAAUGUUCCAUGUUGGUGCAGUUUCCAGGAACACAACUGAUUGUUGGGAGCUGGUCUUAUGUUCUGCAGCCAUGCUGAAAUCUCCUGUUCCACUUGUGAGAGCUGGGAGUAGGGGCAGAAGCCCAGUGAACCCUGUGCACCUGGUCCAGCGGUGAUAGUUCUGAAACCUCCUAUCUGCAGCUGAUGAGGGGCAGACUCCCAUAUAUGCUAGGUCUCUCAAUACUGAAAACAGUGUGGACCCUUUCCAUCUGUCAGGUGGGGUUGGGAGCAUCCCAGUCCCAGUGCAAAGACAGCACCAGGCCAGAGAAGAAGGCUUCGAGGUGUCCUCAUAGGAGGUUGUAGCAGGCAACUCCAUCUUGCAGGCACAUAAUGCCCCAUAAGAUUAUGCACACAUGCUGAAGCCUAGGGCUGCACAGUUGCUUGUCUGACAAGUGUCCCAUCUUAGAACACUUGGGAAAAAGGCAAGGGUGAUGGAGACGGCCAGACUACAGGGUAGCAAGAGCUAGAGGAACUCCCAUUCCAGCCUCCCCCCUCCCCCCAACCAGAGAGCCAGCCAGGCCAAGGGUUGGAGACCUCCCUCCGCUACCACACCCACCUCUCACCCAUUUUCGCAGAGGAAACCAGAUGGCACCUUGGCUGUGUGUGUGUGUGUAUAUGCAUGCAGAGCUACCUGCUCUCUUGGGCUAGGCACUCCAUCCUCCCCAGGACCACUAUGCAGCUCCUUCCUCCCCUGAGCAGGUCUGGCUGUCUGUAAACUGAAGAUAGCCUCCUAUUCCAGAAUGGCCUCUCCCUGUGACUUUCAAGAAUGCAGACUCAGCUAGGGCUGGGUGGCUUCAGGCCCCUUUUCCCACAUCUAUCCCCGCGAGCCGAGCAGCUGUGUCCCCUGCAGGAGGGGAUAUUACCCUUGGGCCUAUGGCAGGGUCUUCAGUCCUGGCCUCUGACACUCCAAGGCUCGGACUCCACCCACUAACCAGCGCGUCACCAGGCUCUUGCUUUGGGGGCGGGACGGAGCCGAUCACCUUAUCCCUCUUCUUCCUGUACCCUUAAGGACAGUCUGAAAGCCUGGAGGUCAGGAGGCUGGCGUGAGGUGGUCUGGGACCUAGGGAACUGGCCAUGGCAGAGGGGGCCGGGACAAGGACAGCAGGGGACCUUGGGAACGCGGAGACUGAGCAGGACAGCAGAGACCGGCAGGACACGGCGGGGCACGCUGAGGAAGAGCCAGGGACGCCUGGAGACGGACAGAGGACUGCAGCAGACCUCGGGGACGGCCCGAUGGCAGGCGAGGACGCCAGGGGCGGGCCAGGGACCCCUCGCACCUACGCGCGGCGCUGGCUCUUCCUGUUGGUCAUCAGCCUACUGAGCUGCUCCAACGCCACGCUGUGGCUCAGCUUUGCACCUGUGGCAGAUGCCAUCGCCCAGCACUUCCUCUUAUCCAUGGACCAGGUCAACUGGCUGUCACUCAUCUACUUCGUGGUGGCCAUCCCUGGUGGCAUAGCAGCUAUCUGGGUCCUGGACUCUAUGGGGCUCCGGGCAGCAGUAAGUCACAUCCUACCCCUGGCCUGCUCUGGGACUGGUGGGCCCCUGCGUUUGGGUAUGCUCCCAUGGCCUCCUGCGCAGACCAGGGUCUACCAGUCCCAUUGGCCAGACUCCCAGCAGAGCUGGCGGGCAGUCGGGUGGCUGGACAUUGAAGUCCCUUGUGGUCUAGAGUGGGCAGCAGCCUUUGGACUGUCCCUGCAGACCAUCCUGGGGGCGUGGCUGAACUUCUUAGGGAGUGCACUUCGUGCCCUGCCCUGCGUCGCUGUUGGGAUCCCUAGCCCAUUUGCCUUCUUCAUGGCUGGCCAGAGCCUCUGUGCUCUGGCCCAGACCUUGGUCAUCUUCUCUCCGGCCAAACUGGCUGCCUUGUGGUUCCCAGAGCACCAGAGAGCCACGGCCAACAUGAUGGCCACCAUGUCGAACCCUCUGGGCAUCCUUGUGGCCAACCUGCUGUCACCUGCCCUAGUGAAGAAGGGAGAGGACAUCCCCUUGAUGCUCCUGCGGAACAAGGCCUAUGUCAUCCUCGCCAUGUGCUUUGGGGGCGGCAUCGGGGUCUUCUCCAGCUUCUCAGCCCUCCUGGAGCAGAUUCUCUGUGCCAGGGGGUACUCUAGUGAGUUUUCAGGCCUCUGUGGGGCUCUCUUCAUUGUGUGUGGGAUCAUAGGGGCACUGAUUCUUGGCCUGUAUGUGGAUCAGACCAAACAUUUCACCGAGGCCAUCAAGAUAGGCCUCUGCUUGGCCUCCUUGGCCUGCGUGGCCUUUUCUUUGGUGGCCCAGCUGCAGGGACAGGCCAUUGUGCUAGCUGUCAUCUGCUCCCUAUUUGGACUCUUUGGCUUUGCAGUGGCACCUGUGGCCAUGGAGCUGGCUAUCGAGUGCUCCUUCCCUGUGGGUGAGGGAGCCGCUACAGGCCUGGUCUUUGUACUGGGGCAGGCUGAGGGUGUGCUUAUCAUGGUGCUGCUGACAGCACUGACUGUGCAGCGCACAGAUCUGUCCUUCUCCACGUGCCAGCAUGGUGAAGACUCAUUAGACUGGACAGUUUCCCUGCUGCUGAUGGCUGGCCUGUGCACCCUCUUCACCUGCGUCUUGGUGCUCUUCUUCCAUACCCCAUAUCGGCGCCUACAGGCUGAGUCUGGAGGGCUCCCUCCACCCAGGAUGCCAAAUCCCACCCCAAAGCUACCCCCCAAAGCUCCCCAGGAAGCUCCUGCCCAUUCCACUGGAAGACCCCCGGAUUCUCAGGGACUGUGACCAGGGACACGUAUGAGGGGAGGUGGGCGAGGGCGCCUGGCCACCUUGGUGUACAGCCCAUGAUCUGAGAGGAGGGACUGGCUCAAGUCCUGGACACCUUGGGCGAGGCAGGAUGUCCCUGGGACCCCAGGUGGACUGGGGCUGCAACCUGAAGAGCCCUGCUGCAUAGACCUGGACCCAGUCGACCCAGGUGACCAGUACAGGACAGUGCGGGUGGUGCUUGCAAGGGGGGGGGGGUUCUGGGUAGGUUGGAGAGGUGGGUGAGCGGGUGCCAGGGUCCCUGUGGAAGGGACAUACAUAGGUGGGUCAUGGGUCCAUGUUUAUUGAGCUAGGCAGCUUGGCCUGGCUCACUCCUACCCACAGGUGCACACGUAGCUCAGCACCUUGUUGUCCAGGUUGCCUGCCGCAUCUAUGGAGGCAAACUCCAGCAACUGGUUCACCUGGAGUAGGUGUGGGGGUGGCAGGUUGGUCAAGCCUGGCAGCCCAAAUACAGGUGGCAGACCUCAGCACCUCCAGGUGGUGUUUCUUGGUGGACUGGGCCGCAAAGGGCAUGGCAGGAGGCCGGGGCAGGGCCAGGGUGGGGAUGAGCUACUGCCUAGCUGGGGGACCCAGGGCUCAGUGGGAGAGUGGGACAGGUAGGGAAGAGCAGCGUGGAGAGGUAGGGUAGAGUAGGGUGGAGUGGACACAGCAUGAGAUGGGGUGGAGCACACAGACCCAGGACCGUAGUGCUUCAGGCCACUAGUCUCUAAUUCAGAGGUGCCAAGUGUCCAGUCCCAGUCUUUGGGCACUAUGGGAGAAGCAGGAAUCCCAGGUGGCAUUGAUUCUGGGGUGUGGAUUUGGGCUAGGGUGAGAUGGCCCUGCUCUGAGUCCAGCCCCUUGGACAGGACAGCCUCCAGCUCUGAUUUGAGUGCUCCCUAGUCAGCUCCGUCCCCCUAGAGAGAUCCCCAAGUCUGAGUGCCCUCUGUCCUGCCCAGAGCAGCACUGCAGAGCCUUCUGACUCACUCAGGGGUGCCCCCUACAUGUUUGGUCUUCAGAGCCCAGGAGGGUGGAGUGGGGUACAGGCACCUUAGUGGCAGCUGGGGACAACUGCAGCCAUUUGAUGCUGAGGAGGGAAGUGCCCACCUAGCUCCCCCGUGGGGCUUGUCGCAUCUGAACCCCACCUCCAUGCACUCCUGGCCAUCUGAUGAUCACCAGUACCCAUGGACACUCAGCAGCUGAUGGGGUCAGAGGCUGCUGGAAUUUUUCCCUGCACCUGGCCCAAGGAGACCCAGCCCACAAAACUGCAAAGGGCUGAGCAGAAGCUGGAGAAUCUGACACCAGGCCCUCCAUCCCUGGGCUCUCACUAAGUUACCCAAGGACUAGGCUCUUGGAGUCUCUGAAUGGCCCUUGAAGAAUGGGAAGUGGGGAAAGAAAAAUGGGAAGUGUCUGGACCUGUCUGGGCAGCAUGCUCCACACACCCUGGGUUGGGGAUUCUGAGGAAGCCAACACUCACUACUUCUUGUGGAUGCUGCCUUUGCCAGCUGGAUCCAGCAUCAUGGCAUUUAGGAUGGUCAUCUUGGUGUCACUGCAUGGACACCUCAGAGUGCCACCUGCUCAGGGCUCCAGGCCCAUGCCCACUGUUGGAGGCCUCCCUGUCAUUUUAGCCCAGGCCUGGGGGUGGGGGUGGGAUGGGGUUGAGAGCACAGGACAGAGGCCACACACAGCUGGAGCUCAGGCCUUGUCAGGAUUGGUCCCAGGCUUUUUAGGAGCUGGAAAAUAGGCUUUUUUGGUGAAACAUCUGGAUUUCUAGGUGCUAGGUGCUAACUGAACAAACACAGAGGUUUCACUGGCCAGCUUCUCCCCAAAUAAGCUUAGGAACAUGGUGGGGUUGAGGUCCCUAAAGCCUCCUUGAGCUUGGCAUCCAGCUUGUCAUCCUUGCUGGUUUUGCCUGUCAGGCAGGGUGCAGUACCACAGUGCAGGAACACCAUGGCGUGAUCUCUGUUGACUGCCAGGUGACCCUAUGGGGCUGGCCAUGCAGUCAUUUUUCAGGUGAUCCCAAAGUAGUACUGGGUAGUAGGAGACAAAAAAGAGAAGGCCCUCAGCCCUGGGGUGUAAGGCCUGGAGAGGGAGGGGUUCCCUUCCCCAAUCUCAAGCUGGGGACACUGGCUGUGGUGGAGAGGGAGAGGCAGAGUGGGGCAAGCCGGGAGCUGCUGCAGACAUAAGGUAAGCCAGGAAGGAAGGCAUUCACCUUGGACCCGGACCCUGGGGAGAAACCAGACUACUUCCCAGUUCUCAGGGCAGGGCCAGAAGAAGGUAGGCAAAGGCUCUGCUGGUGGAGGGACUGCUGAGCUCUGAGGGAGUGAUGGGCCCCUGCACCUCUCCCAGGUCCAUAUGCCCAUCCCAGGCACUAAUGCUCUGGCUGGCCCACUGGUCUUGUCCACCUGGAUGCCCCACCAGCUCUAGGCAACCAGGGGCAGGUCUCCCUCCUGGAGGAGGUGAGACUCCUCUCAUGACCUGAGGGGCAAUAGCCAGCUGUCAGGGCCAGUGCCUUUGCUUAGCAGAGGAAGAAGGGCAUCCAUUCUGCCUCCUGCACAUGCCCACCGAGAGAGGUAUAGAUGCCUUUCAGAUCCUCGUCAAUGAAGCCCUCCUGGCUCUGACCCAUGGGUGCGAAUGCCUAGAAACCAAGGCAGGCCCUUAGGGCCAUGGCUGACUGCCUCUGCCUCUGCCUCUGCCUCCUCACCCAGGGAUAGUCAGCCAACAUUGGAUCAGGGGCUCCUGGUGGGAGAGGGGCUUGCCUCCUUAAACUCCUGGAUCUGGGUCUGCACACAGUUGGAGAAGACUUAGAGGAAGCCCACUGGGUACACAAGGUACCACAGCUUCCUUGGGAAGGCUGAGGGUUCCUAAGCACUAUUGGAGGAACUUCAGUGGCAUGCUGUGAUUUGGGAAUCUUAAUUCAGACAGUAAGGGGGCUCUACUUGCUACUGGAGGGGCCCAGGAAAUAUGCUGUCCCCAAUCCUAUGUGCAGGAGGAAGCACAACAAUCCCUGAAGCCCUAGCAGAGCAUGGUGCUUAAGACUGUCUUGCUGUGUGUGGCCCUGGAGGGUUCCAGGGAAAAGGGAUGCUAUGAUGGGUAUCAGGGUUUCUUGAAGGUCCAGACUCACCUUCAUCUUGCCCCAGAUUGUCACCAGGGUACCCAUGGGGUCUGUGCUUCUCACCGAUACCCAUGGGCCACUCACCAUGCCUGAGUCUUCCUGCCCAGGCUCCAUCCCACUUGACUUAAGCUCCUGCCUGGUCCCCCAGGAUAGCUCAGGCUUCAGCUGCCACUCCCUGCAAGGACAGGUUUCAGGCCACCCAGGGGAUUGGACAACUGCAGAGCAAGCAUGAGUGGUCUAGCAGACUCAGAUAGCCCCUGUCCCCAGCUUCCCCAGGCCUCGAUGAUGUGUCUUCAGAGCUACCUACCAUGCCCUGGUCAGGGCCUAGGAUCUGAGAGUCCAUAUAGGCAGAAACUGCCUAUCUCAGAGGAAGCUGCCUUUUCCAGAGAGGCACAGAGGUAGUGUCCCAAGUGUUUGGCCAGCACUUGGUGUAUGUCAGGGCUCCCACUCAGAUCCAUCAGCAGAGCUCCUGGCCCUGGCCCAUGUAGCAGCAAUGGCUCCUUGGCCCAGGAGGAUGACAUUUUGGGGGUGGACCAGCCUUGGAGAUGGCUAAGUGACUCUGAGGGUCUGGGAUGGGGCACACUUGUACUGCCCCCCACCAACCCCUGGUCUUUCCCAUACUCCCUGGCCUGAUGGGAGAAGGAACCUGUUGUUGGUGCUGGAAGUCAGAUGCCAUGGUCCAGGGAGUAAGUCGCAGAGUAGGAGAAAUGGGUGGGUAGGCUAGGCCCUGCAGCUCUGGGCCUGGAGAACAGGCCUUGGAAGGCUGGCCUGUGCUUGGCAGGGGCAGCCGGGUCCCAGCAAGUGAGGGUGGAUGCAGGUGCAUGUGGCCACCAUGCUGGGUGACCCUUCUCCCUUGCACAUCUCUGAAACCCAGCCACAGGUACAGUGUUCACUGUGGUAGAGGCCCAAGCCCCCAAGGACACAGCUGUGAUAGAAGCUCCCUUCCAGGCGCUGCUGCCUGAGAUCCCCUAAGCCAGCAGGACCCAAAGAAAUCAUGUACCUGGGAGAUUCUGAAUGGGAGAAUGUGGCCAGGUAUGGGGGGCUAGGUUGAUAGAGAAGAGCCACACAUUCCAGGGCCCUGGACAGGCUUGAGGCCCUGCAGAGGUGGGGAGUCCCAAAGGUGAGCAGGCUAUAGAGCCCCAGGGAGGAUCCCGAGCUCAGUACUAAAGACAGCAGUAGAGCUGGAAAUAUUAGGACUUUGCAUACAGCUGACUCUCGACAGGUGCUGGGACCCUCUCUCCUCUGUGCCUGAGAGCCUGACCUGACCUGGCACCAGGGGUCUUCCUUGGACAUUACUGCAUAGGUGUCUUCUCUGCCAACCUCCACCCUCAGCCUGCUGCCUCUGCCUUAGGUCCCCAGAUACACUUAUUUUUGGCUCUGGAAGUUGAGCUGCUGAGGAAUAUGGUUUAUGUUAAAUCUAGUGAAGGGAAAACUCAUGGUCACCUGAGGUCAUCUUCUUAUAGGUAGCUAAGUUAGAAAUUAAUAUACAGUCAGAGAGACUAGGCCCUCAAAAUCAGCACAAAAAAUAAAGACAUCAAAUUGGGCAAGGUGGUGCACACCCAUAAUCCCAGCACUUGGGAAGCUGAGGCAGAAGGACUGCUAUGUGUCUGAGUCCAGUGUGGGCUCUAUAGUGAGUUCAAGGCCAGCCUGGACUACAUAUCAAGACUGUCUAAAAACAAAAUAAACCCCCCCCAAAAUCCUCAACCAACCACAUAAAUAAAAUAAGUCAGAAUUGUGAUUGGAAAUGCAUCUGAAUAAGGCUAUGUCUCAAGAUAUAUAUGUAACAGCUAGGACUACAUGCCUUCCCAAGGGAUAAACAGUAACAUGAAGUUAUACAGUAAUUAGUACCACCUGCUCCAUUAAGUCCAGAUAGGCCUCAGUUGCGCAGGUGGGUGGCCAGACCAUCUAGACCCAUCCUAUCCCCAGAAUGCCUUUGUUCUUUUCAUGUAUCCUCAUUACAUGACUUGCUUUUCUAUUGGGUCAGUAUUAGCUAAGUGGCCCUGGGAAAGGAGUAUAUAGAGAUAACUGAACAACUGAAGGACCAAUGGCUCCCAGAGCUGGCUAAGCCUAGGAACACUCCUUCCAGCCACACAGGCCUGUUAGUACCAAGUCACUUUUGUCUACACAGUACUUAAGGAAUUGAGAAACUGGCUGUGGCAUGACGUUUUCUCUCUUGCUUGUGGAAAGCUUCACCUCAUGCAAGAUCCUUUCCUGGAGGAGUCCUUUUCAUCUUUCAUCUCUGUCUCAUUGUGUGGUAAUAUAUUAUUUGACUAUGCUUAUAUCUGCUGAUUUUUUUCUUUUCUUUUUUCCUUUUUUUUUUUUUUGGUGAGACAGGGUCUCACUAUGUAGUUCAGGCUGACUGGUCUUGGAAUUUGUGGUGAUUCUCCUGCCUCAGCCUGUGGAGUACUGGGAUUACAGGUGUGUGUCACCAUGCCCAGCCCCUUGCCUUUUUUUUUUUCUGGACAGGGUAUUACUAUGUAGUUUAUGCUAGUUCAUGUUCACUCUGUAGCUCAGGCUGGUUUUGAACUCACAGCGAUCCUCCUGCCUCAGCUUCCUGUUAGGAUUAUAGGGGUACAUCACCAUACCUAGUACUGUAUUUUUAUAGCCAAUUUACUUCUAUCUUCUUUGGGGGGAUCUUUUUGAGACAAAGUCUUGCUGUGCAGUUCAGGUUAGCUCUGAGCUCACUUUGUAGCCCAGGCUGGUCUCAAACUUGCAACAAUUCUCUUGCUUCAGCCUCCCCAGUGCUGGGAUUACAGGCAUGUACCAUCACACCCAGUACUUUAUUUUUAUCUGGUUUUUUUUUUUUUUUUUUUUUUUUUUUGUCUUUUUCCUUUUUAUCGGUCCCGGGGAUCGAACUCAUGACUGCCUGCUUGCAAGGCAGGCGCUUAUGCCACUGAGCUAAAUCCCCAGCCCCCUAUUUUUAUCUUUUUUGUUUGUUUGUUUUUUUGUUUUCCUUUUUAUCGGUACUGGGGAUCGAACUCAUGACUGCCUGCUUGCAAGGCAGGUGCUUAUGCCGCUGAGCUAAAUCCCCAGCCCCCUGUUUUUAUCUUUUAAAAAGCAAUGUGUGGCUCUCUCUGUGCAUAUCUGAACCUCAAAUUUCUGUGGCCACAUAGAUGUGACUCGUUGCUGUCAAAGACCACAAACUUGGCAAAUUUGACUGAAAGGGAAAAACUGUAUAAGAGAAGUUGUUCUUUUAAAAACUUUAUUCUUUUGAAACUACCUGGCUCUGUAACUGCUUACAUAGCUUUUGUAAUUACUUUCUUGACCCUUGUAAACACAAACGUAUAACGGAACAUGCAGGAUGCCUGAUUGUAUUACUGUACCAAACUUCAAGAACUGAUGAUCAUUAAUCUACUCUUGUGACUGAUGAUUUCACCCUGCUAGCUAAUCAGAACUGCCAGGAUGUUCUGUCUCUCCUCUGUAACUCCUCCUUGUACAUCAUAUAAAAACCCUAGAUCACUGGAGAGCCUGGCCUGAUAUUCUAGGAAUGAUCCCCAUCAGUGCUGAUUGACGUAAAUAAAUCUACCUCCAAAUCCUA
This is a messenger RNA of Cavia porcellus (domestic guinea pig), 21592 nucleotides long. It is a transcript of the gene Slc49a3, whose product is annotated as solute carrier family 49 member 3. Gene Ontology annotation, cellular component: membrane. The transcript has 8 exons. Gene Ontology annotation, biological process: transmembrane transport. The record is from RefSeq and is a predicted model, not a curated record. The coding region runs from base 13263 to 14924 and encodes 553 amino acids. Lineage: Eukaryota; Metazoa; Chordata; Mammalia; Rodentia; Caviidae. Gene Ontology annotation, molecular function: transmembrane transporter activity.